CACGUCUGGAGGCUGGCUGCUCGCUCUGCUGACACAGUUCACCUCCAACACCGAAACUUUCCUGGAGUUCUCAGGCUCUUCUCACUGCGGACCAAGUCAAAUCCUGCUCAGAGGUAACCCUUAUUGCUGUAGGAAAAAAGAAAGCGGGGCUAUAUUCACUUAUACACCCGAUGAACUAUUUUACGUUACAUGCCCUGUUUUAUUUCCAACUUUUCAAAGUGAAGCCAACGUUUUUUCCUUGGGUAACGUUAGCUUACUUGGUGCAUACCCACACCGGGUCGGUACCUACAGGAAUAUGCUCAGGAAUACCAAACUUUUUCUUUCUUGUAAGAAGUGAGAGGAUUUUUCACGCAGCCGAAAGCGUCUUUGUCCACUAAAACUAUUUCCUUAACUCCAUAUUCGGUGUGGAUAUGGCUUGGAUAAGAUGGGGCCUCUUAUUUUCGUUCGGUUUGUUUCUUUCACCGGUACGUGUGUCAGCGGAGCAGCUGCAGAGUCAAAGCGGCUUCAGGAGGCUGUACGUGCUGCAACCCAGGCCGGGGCUGGCCGGAGCGGACGGCGGGGUAAGAAUUAGCUCCAUCUCUACCCGCCACGGCACGGCCGGGCAGCCACACACGUACAACGUGGAACUCGCCGCUAACUACGGCGGCCAGGUCCGGAACCGCAGGAUGGGGAACCAAGCCGCUUCAGCCCCCCAGUCCAGCCAGCAGCAGCCGGCCGUCAGGCAGAGCGGACCCAAGCAGAACCAGCAGAAGCAGCUCAUGAAGCUGUCGGGGGUGAAUGUGUGUGGAGGGCAGUGCUGUCAUGGAUGGAGUAAAGCUCAGGGAUCACAGCGGUGCACAAAGCGUAAGUGUGCAGCAACUCCUUUCAACACUUUUUGCUACUCCAGCCUACAUAUAAACACGGUGCCGGCUAAAGAGCUCCAGGCACCCAAAUCAGCUUUGACACUACGCACUCUUCUCUUUCUUAUAAAUAUCAUAAAUAUUGAG
Morone saxatilis (striped sea-bass) is the source of this 986-nucleotide messenger RNA. RefSeq names its product latent-transforming growth factor beta-binding protein 1-like. NCBI's taxonomy places the organism in Eukaryota, Metazoa, Chordata, Actinopteri, Moronidae. The record is from RefSeq and is a predicted model, not a curated record. The annotation marks the transcript as partial. The transcript has 2 exons.